AUGGCAGAGCAGCCCUGCCCAGGUCCCCUUGCCAGCCUUGCGCCCCUGAACCCUCAAACCCACCCCAGGGACAAGUGGAGCAAAAAGAUGGAUUUCCUCCUCUCGGUCAUCGGAUUUGCCGUCGAUCUGGGCAACGUCUGGCGGUUCCCUUACAUCUGCUACCAGAACGGAGGGGGAGCCUUCCUCAUCCCCUACACGCUGAUGGCUGUCUUUGGAGGGGUGCCCCUCUUCUACAUGGAGCUGGCCCUGGGGCAGUUCCACAGGACAGGAGCCAUCCCCAUCUGGAAGCGCAUCUGCCCCAUCUUUAAAGGCAUCGGAUUUGCCAUCUGCAUCAUCGGCCUCUACGUCUCCUUCUACUACAACACCAUCAUUGCCUGGGCUCUCUACUACUUCUACUCGUCCUUCUCGGGCACCCUGCCCUGGGCGAGCUGCGACAACCCCUGGAACACCCCUGACUGCACCAACUACUUCGGCAGGAGCAACGUCACCUGGACCAACUUCUCCAGGUCCCCUGCCGAGGAGUUUUACACGAGGAAGGUCCUGGAGAUCCAUAAAUCCAGGGGUCUGUACGACAUAGGGGGGAUCCACUGGCAGCUGCUCCUCUGCCUCUUCCUCAUCGUUUGGGUUGAUGCUGCUGCACAGAUUUUCUUCUCCUUGGGUCCUGGAUUUGGAGUACUCCUUGCCCUGGCCAGUUACAACCCUUUCCACAACAACUGCUACCGGGAUGCUCUCAUCACCAGCGCAGUGAACUGCCUCACCAGCUUCCUCUCAGGCUUUGUCAUCUUCACCGUGCUGGGCUACAUGGCUGAGAUGAGGGAUGUGGAGGUGGAGGAUGUAGCCAGAGAUAAAGGGCCAAGCCUCCUUUUCAUCACCUACCCUGAAGCAAUUGCCAACAUGGUGGGAUCCACCUUCUUCGCCAUCAUCUUCUUCCUGAUGGUGAUCACACUGGGGCUGGACAGCACAUUUGGGGGCCUGGAGGCCGUGAUCACGGCCGUGAUGGAUGAGUACCCCCAGCUCCUGGCCGGGCGACGGGAGCUCUUUGUCCUCGGCCUCAUCACAGUCUCUUUCCUGGGCUCCCUGAGCACCCUCACCUAUGGGGGAGCCUACGUGGUGAAGCUGCUGGAGGAGUUCGGUGCUGGCUGCUCCAUCCUGGCAGUGGUGCUCCUGGAAACCAUAGCUGUGUCCUGGUUUUACGGGAUACAGAGGUUCUCCCACGAUGUCAAAGCCAUGCUGGGCUUCACCCCAGGGCUGUUCUGGAAGCUGUGCUGGGUUGCUGUCAGCCCUGCCUUGCUAGCAUUCAUAGUCAUCAGCUCCCUCCUGGACCAGCCACCCCUGACCCUCUUUGACUAUCAGUACCCCGAGUGGAGCACCUCAGUGGGACACCUCAUCGGAGCAUCGUCCUUCAUCUGCAUCCCCUUCUACAUGGUGUACAAGCUCGUCUGGACACCGGGGUCUCUCAAGCAGCGCCUCGCCGUCUGCAUCCGGCCGGAGAAGACCACGCGAGCCCCCCGGGCAGAGGUGGUGGGCUUGGCACCCAUCCUGUAG
This is a messenger RNA of Manacus vitellinus (golden-collared manakin), 1545 nucleotides long. RefSeq names its product sodium-dependent serotonin transporter. The record is from RefSeq and is a predicted model, not a curated record. NCBI's taxonomy places the organism in Eukaryota, Metazoa, Chordata, Aves, Passeriformes, Pipridae. Gene Ontology annotation, cellular component: membrane; neuron projection. Gene Ontology annotation, biological process: sodium ion transmembrane transport; serotonin uptake. Gene Ontology annotation, molecular function: serotonin:sodium:chloride symporter activity; serotonin binding. Bases 1 to 1545 code for a protein of 514 amino acids. The transcript has 12 exons.